AGUCCCAGCAUUGUCACCCUGAGGACACGCUGUGUGACACCCCCUGAACAUCCCCAGCAGCGUCUGUCACCCUGUGUCACCCUGUGCCACCUUGUGUGAUAUCCCCUGCACACCCUGUGUCACCCGGUGUGAUCGUCACCCUUGCAGUCCCACCCCGUCUGUCCCCCCCCAGGAAUGCUGCGCUGGACCCUGCACAAAAGAAUGGACCAGAACCCCAGAACCAGCUGUGUCCUGGUCAGCAUCCUGGUGAAGGAGCUGGAGAGGGCAGAGCGAGGGGACCUGCGGCACUACAUCAUCCCCCUGCUGCACACGCUGAUGUACACCUUGAUCCAGGCUCCCUGCAUCCCUGACGAGCUCUGUGCCAGGGUUUAUGACUUCUGCAAGAGGCUGCUGACCCUGCCCAAGCCCUUCUGCACCAUCGGGCUGGACUAUGCCAGCAGGCUGCAGCUGGAGAGGGCAGCUCCAGGUAAGGGUGGCUGGCAGGGCUGAUCAGCUCUAAAGCAG
This is a messenger RNA of Zonotrichia albicollis (white-throated sparrow), 504 nucleotides long. Lineage: Eukaryota; Metazoa; Chordata; Aves; Passeriformes; Passerellidae. The record is from RefSeq and is a predicted model, not a curated record.